AUGGCAGGAAACCGUGGUGCCCUUUUUAAUGUAUUUGGAAAACCAAAGUCAAACACGGGUGAUAAUAUUACUUUAGAAGAAAGCUUAGAAUUAACCACCGUUCCUCCAAACGGACCUAUUGAUGCAAAAUCUUUGGUAAGCGAGCUCCAAAACCCUUAUCCACUUCCAACUCGAGUCAAGCUUGUCAAACAAUUAUGUGAUAUUGUGACAAAAUAUACAUUAUCUAACGUGACGGAGGUUUGGGUCCCUGUACGGGAUCUAUUAAGUCCGAAUAUGCCGCAGGACGCGCGCCAUGUUGCGUUUCAGUUCAUGAUAUCAUGUAUUCAAGGACAAUAUAAUGAACUGGGGCUUUUACGUGCGAUUUUCUAUGAUUCAAUCAAGGCUCACGAAGUUGCAGAGGAUUUUUCUAUUAAGUUUGAAACACUUCGUGAGCUUUGUAAAGAUGGCCGAGAUAUUUCUUCAUUUGAGAAAAAUAUCGGGAAACUCUUGUCAGAAUGGAUAAAUCAGACUAUUAAACGAAUGGAGGAAGAUAUGGAGUCGUUGACAACAUCUCCGUCGCCGCCUUCUGAAUAUCAUAACAUUAAUAUGACUACAAUUGAACAUUCAAAGCUGCAGUCUAUUAUUAAUUUGUUGAUUAAUGUAGUAAAAUUCAAUUUUACACAAUUUGAAGAACACGAUAUCAAAAUUUUUAUCAACGAUAUUGCAACAGUUUGCAAACAUCGAUUCGCUGAUCUAACAGACAUUCAGUGCUGUCAAAGUUUUUGUGAUGUAGUGGUUCGAUAUGGAUACGUGCCAAUAUCUUCCUUAAACAUAUACGUCAACAUGUUAUGCACCACCAUAAACCAUGCAUCUUUCUUACAACAAAGCUGGCAUAUCAUGCAUAAUUUGCUGCGAAGUCAUUGUGCAUUCAGCAGUAUCAAAAUCCUAUGUAACAAUUUGGAGUACGCUGAUAAUAUGGAAUCUCCUCAGUUACUAUGCGGUUCUGUACUGUUUCUUGGACGGGCGCUUUGGGGACCGGAGGAAGUUGAUAAUCUCACAUAUACAUUUACGACAACGCUUACAGCAAUGCGCAAGGCAACCACGUAUAAAAUCAGUGAGGUGAAUCGGGAAAUCUUGGUCCAGAUUGGGGAUUUGGUGUCAAAGAACGAGAAAAAGAUUAGCUUUUUGGAAUGGGAGGUCAUUUUGGAUAUUUUGGAGAAUACACAAUAUCUUGUGUUGGAUUCGGUAAAUGGAGAAAAACUUAUAUUGGAGGAUAUUAAAAGUAUUGAAAAUAACGAUGAAGAAGAAAAUAAUCAAAAGCAUACAGUAAUGUCCGCAUAUAGUCGACUAAUAUUUCUGAUACAGUCAUUGCACAUGUCUAAUUCCUUUGAAGGACCUACCUCCCGAUUUAUGUCACUUAUCCAAAAUCUUUGUGGCUACGUAUCUGAAAACACCUUAUUAAUGCUAUUAGAUUACUACGAUAUAGAACAUCUUCUUUAUCCUUCUUCGUCCGAUUGGAUUGUGACGUUAUCAGAGGUCGUGAACUCCUUUUUCAAUAAUGCAAAAUCAUCCCCAAAGGUGCGACAACGUGUUCUCUCUUUAGUUGUGGAUGUUUAUCAAGCAGCCAAAGAUUUUUUUCAGGAUGAAAUUGUAAAUCAAAUUAUUAUACCGAUGUUCUCGAAUUUUCAAGAAGAACAAAACUUAAUUGUUUGGCAAAGUCUCAUGAUAUUUCUGAUUGAAGUGUUAAAGGAAGUGUCAGAUCAAUGGACUAUGUCUCUUCUUCAGAUAUUGAUUCAAUGCGUUCUUUCAUGUGAGUGUCAUUCACAAAUCGAUCUAAGAAAUUCACAUUUGAAUUCAUGUAAAUCAUUGUCAGCAACAAUUGGACUACUUGAGAUUUUUCAGCAUUCACUCUACGAGAUGGAUUAUUCAUCACAAAAAAUAAAUGUUUACACGCAACUAAUGAGUAUCCUUGCAGAUUUUACCGCUCCUUCAACAUCUCGUCUUGUAAUUCUACAAUUGAUGUUGCGAAUGCGUGUUGAUUAUAAUCAUCGCGUGUAUUUUGUGCACGAUUUAGGAACUGCAAGUGGUGCCCAUAUAUUGCAUCGGGAUUCUAAUGAUGAGGACAAAAUAUCCGCGUUGCAAUCUGACAAAAAUCAAAUGAACAAUAGUGGCGGCAGCUCAUCCAAUGAUGGAAAACUCGAAAGAAAAAAAAGCUGGAAACCUCGUAUAGAGAAAAAGUCAAGCAUUAAGGAUUUAGCAUCAGCAAUUUUGGAUCGUGAUCGUAAAAAUACUACAACUCAGGACAUUCAAGACUCUCAAUCUACCCCCACUGAGCGUAAAGAGAAUAAUAAAACACACGCUAGAAAUAAAAGCGGUGAUGAAGGAUCAAUACCUCCCAUUCAGCAACGUCUUUGGCAUAUUCCCGAUAGCAUUCCUUUUAAAUUGACUGCUACUCGCCCUUCUCCAUAUGUUGUUACUUACCGAUCAGCCUUAACUCCGGCCGAGCAAGUUGGAAUGGAAAUAAUGCCCCACGAUAAUGAAGCAACAUCCACCGUGAAUUCCGAUAAUCAGAAAUAUUGCAUUGUAUUGUCAAUCUCAAUGUAUUUGGACGUUCUAAUUGACAUUCUUGCAAAUGAUCGGGACUGGGAAAUAUUCUCGUAUGUUCUCUGUUAUCUGCCUUUACAAUUAAGCGAAAAACAUGUUUUCUGUGGUGCGACAAAUCAAAUUCUGGCAUUGAAGCAAACUUUAUGUGACAGAAUCUUGAAUAAUCGUCUGGCCGAAGGAAUUUUCCUUCCGCCGGAAAUCAAAAAAGUGGAUAUAUAUAUUAUAGCCUAUCAGACAUUAACGGUAUUAAUUAGCUAUCGAAGUAUAUUUCAAAAGGCACAAAGAGAUGAACUUGUUUUGGCGUUUCAUGUUGGUCUUCAGAAAUGGCCACAUGCCGCCAAAUUUUGCCUACAUGCUUUGAAUGUUUGUUGUUAUGAGUUGCCGAUGUCAAUGACGAAAUUGCUUUCAGAUAUACUUGCUAAAUUGUCGCAAAUUAUCACAACAGCGACAAUGAGUGUACAUAUUUUGGAAUUUCUUUGUACUCUUGCGCGACUUCCUGAUUUAUACAUCAACUUUACUGAAGCGGAUUUUAAACGCGUGUUUGGUAUUGCAAUGCAAUAUAUACAAUAUAGCAAAGCGCUAUCCGCUUCUUCAAUGUCUCCAUCAACAACACCUCAAUCUUCUACACCAACCUCGUCUACUAGUUCUAAUAGUUCAUCUGCAGGCAAUAAUAGUUCACAGCAGAGUACAAAUGCAUUGAUACAAUAUGAACGUAUUAUGGCUUAUCAUGUAAUUUAUUCUUGGUUCGUAUCUAUCAAACUACCCGAACGACGUAAAUAUGUACCUUACAUUGUAAGGAAUCUUUUGCUCGGAAAUGAGGCCUCACAGCAGGUCGAUGAACAAACCGAAACAUGUUUUGACAUGCUUGCUCGGUGUUCGUAUGCCAAUUGUGAUCCAAAACCCAGCGAUUCAUUUAUUAGUCAAUUAUUGUUGGAACAGGGUAAAGACAAAGUUGUAUUACGUACCUGGAUACAAGGAAAUGCACUUGUUACGAUUCGUACAUUGAAGUCAUUGGGUUGGGCUGAGACUAUCAUACGUCGUCCUUCGGCUACGAUGAAAUUUUUGUGUAAACUUGAGAAUCGAAAUAGGAUUGAUGACAAAGAUUUUGUUAGCUUACCUGCUAUGCUGAUGGCUCAUUAUGAUCCGGAUGCGCAAGAUAUUAUUAAUACCCCUACAUUCUCUGAACAAUUAACACAAAAUCAAAUGGAAUCAAAAAAAACAGACAAUGAACCAGGAAAAAAUAAUGAAGAUCAAUCUUUUGAGGAAACAACUACUGUUGAAGGAUUUUCUCUUCCUCAAGAUAUUUUAGAGACUCAUUUGGCAGCUUCCAUCCAAGACAAUAAAUCCUCAUUUCCAAAGAACGAUAUUACUAUAUCAGAAAUUCCAAGUGAUCAUAACAAUGCUAAUGCUUGUAAUGGAUCGCAAGAGAAGUCCACUACUAAUGAACCGACAAUUUCGAAUAAAAGACGUAUCUUGGAUGAAAUAUUUGUCGAUCCUACUAAUUCAUCCGAAAAACUUGCAUAUCGAAAAGAUGAUCCUUAUGUUGACCCAAGCUUUUUGUUUUUGCAGUUUUCACCAUAUCCUGACAUAAUAUCCAAGGUUGGACCUCGACCAUUACCAGAUGACGAAGCCACACGUCGCGCACUAGACAUUUUCGAUCGUACUGCCGUUGUUGAUUUCCACAAAAUUGGAAUAGUAUAUAUAGCUAAAGGUCAGACCAAAGAAUCAGAAAUAUUGGCCAAUAUUCAUGGAUCACCCGAAUACAUCAAAUUCUUAAAUAACUUGGGAGAUUUGGUUAGACUCAAAGAUAACAAGGAUGUCUAUACAGGUGGUUUAGAUACUCAGAUGGAUUUGGACGGAGAAUAUUCGUACUACUGGAAAGACGAUAUAGUUCAAGUGAUAUUUCAUUGUACAACUCUAAUGCCAACAAAUUUAUCCAUCGAUCCACAAUGCAAUGGCAAAAAAAGACACAUUGGAAAUGAUUUUGUGCGAAUUAUUUAUAAUGAUUCUGGGAAAGAGUACGCGUUUGACACUAUUCCUGGGCAAUUCAAUUUCAUUAAUAUUGUGAUCUCGCCACUUUCCUAUGACUCUUUUCUUCGACAAAAGUCAUCACCAGCAUUUACGAACGACGUUGGUGGCGGGUUAAACAAUUUGGAAAUCAACACCUUUUUCAAAGUACAGAUGCAAUGUCUUGCUGAUAUGCCUGAAACCAGCUCAAUCACCGAAUUCAAAAUGGUAUCGCUGACCGCAUUACCAGCAUUCGUUCGAAAUAUCGCAUUACAUGCGAAUAUAUUCGCGCAAGUGUUUUUGCAAAGUGGCGGUAAACGCGGGUCGGUGGAAUAUGUUUCUAAUUGGCGGGAACGGCUACGACAGAUCAAAAGAAUAAAAGAGCGUAUUUUGAACAAUAGUGUUAGUCAUAUGUCUUCUAAUACUUUCCCUUCUAUUACACAGACAUCUGUUUCAUCAGCAUUAGGUUCUAGUAAUACUUCUGUUGGCUUCACAAAUAUUUCAUCAACUUCAAAUUUUGCUGGUUCUGCAGAAGAACAUCAAUUCCAGACGCAUAGCACUAGCGUGCUUGGACUAGAACCU
Ambispora leptoticha is the source of this 5172-nucleotide messenger RNA. NCBI's taxonomy places the organism in Eukaryota, Fungi, Glomeromycota, Glomeromycetes, Archaeosporales, Ambisporaceae. The record is from the annotation of a GenBank genome assembly.